Ictalurus furcatus (blue catfish) is the source of this 2516-nucleotide messenger RNA. It is a transcript of the gene pdcl, whose product is annotated as phosducin-like. The transcript has 5 exons. The coding region runs from base 667 to 1572 and encodes 301 amino acids. Gene Ontology annotation, biological process: regulation of G protein-coupled receptor signaling pathway. The record is from RefSeq and is a predicted model, not a curated record. Lineage: Eukaryota; Metazoa; Chordata; Actinopteri; Siluriformes; Ictaluridae.
GUUCUGACUUUGUUAUGGAUUCUGGUUUUGCACCGUCCUCUUUCCAAUGGGCAUCCAAUUGGAGUGGGAAUUCGUGCCGGUGGAGGAUGGAGAGAUGGUGCGCUGGGAGGAGUGUGGGAAUCGGCGGCUGGAGGUCCCCAGAAAAGUGGAAGAUGAAGAGAUCCAGCGUUACUGCACAUGGGGAUAUCACUGAACUGCUAAAAUAGUUUGCAGAUGUGUCGUUUCUCAUGGUGACCAUACCUGUGGAACAUCGGAUUAUGGUAUUUACAUAUGAUUUGUGUUCACAUUAAACUUUGACUUGACUUUUUUUUUUUUUUUAAAGGUGUUUUUAAUCGCAUACAUUUUUGAUAUGAUUUUAUUUAUUUAUUUAUUUAUUUAUUCAUUCACAUAUAAGCUUUCGAUUCAUGAAACAUACUACUUCUAUACAGAUAUAGAGACUCUACAAUAUUAAAAUUGUAUGCUACAACAUGCAAAAAUGCGGCUCGGGUUUUGAUUCGCCAACGUCGAUGUCGUUCAUCUAAACCGCUGUUUGAUUGGUGGGUUGAAUGCUGACGCAGGAAAGUGACGUGUAGUAUCAUCAGAGAAGGUCGCGGAAAUUUCAACGCUUGGGGUAUUGUUUUUUUUUUCGUUUCCCCCAGAAAGAUAUUGUUUGCCCAGCCUUUGGUCAUGACGACUCUGGACGACAAGCUCCUGGGGGAGAAGCUGCAGUAUUAUUACAGCAGCAGUGAGGAUGAGGAGAGCGACCAUGAGGAAGAUGAAGGCCAGUCCAAAACCAUCAGGGAGCAGGAAGUGCUGCAGACUGAAAUCGAUUAUAGUCCUGAUGGUACUGCUGUUAACACCGGCCCAAAAGGUGUGAUCAACGACUGGAGGAAGUACAAGCAGCUGGAGACGGAACAGCGAGCCGAGCAACAGAAGGAGAUGGAGCGGCUGAUCAAGAAGCUCAGCAUGACCUGCAGAUCGCAGCUGGAUGACGAGGCGGACAAGCAGAAGCAGCAGGAGCUUCAGGACAAGAUCAAUGGCAAGGUAACGCUGCGAGUCGACGAGGAGGAGGAGGACGACGACGAAGCCUUCCUCCAGCAGUACCGGCUGCAGCGCAUGGAGGAAAUGAGGCGGCAGCUGAGCGGCGGGCGACGUUUCGAGCGCGUCAUCUCCAUUUCCUCGGGCGAGGAGUUCCUGCACGCCAUCGAUGAGGAGGGCAGAGGCACUCUAGUGCUGGUGCACAUUUUCGAGCCCGACGUGCCCGCCUGCCAGGCCAUGGAGGGAAGCCUGAUUUGUCUCGCUCUGCAGUACCCAGAGGUGAAGUUCUGUGCGGCGCAGGGCUCCGUGCUGGGCACCAGCGCUCUGUUUCGCAGCUCAGCGCUGCCCGCACUGCUGCUGUACCGCGGUGGCGAUCUGGUGGGCAACCUGGUACGUGUCUCCGACCAGCUGGGCGACGACUUCUACGCCACCGACGUGGAGGCAUUGCUGCAGGAGUACGGCCUGCUCCCCGAGAUAAACCCACACACGACCACGCAUUCGUCCAUCCGCACCGGCAACACCAACGACUCCGACAGUGACCUGGAUAUAGACUAAAGGCAAACACGCAAUAUGUACACACUGCUACUCAGUAACUCAGUCGCUGGCUGAAAUGACCAAAACCAGUCAACUCUGAGUACUCACACUCUCUCUCUCUCUCACACACACACACACACACACACACACUCUUAACCCUCCAGCAACUUUCACAGUGGCCUGGAUGUGGACUAUGCACACCUAGUGUACACACACACACACACACACACACACACAGGCAACUCUAUAACAGCUCAUGAGCGUUUGAAGUGACCAAAACAAAUCUCAGAUAGAUGGACACACACACACACACAACUUUCUUUUGAUCCCUGCUAUUAUGUGACUUUAAUUAGUGGACCUGUUCUACAGAAUUUUAUAGACAACUUGAUUCACUGGACCAAAACAAACACAAGAAAACUUGUUGCAGGAUGUUCAGGUGUGUGUGGUGUGUGUGUGUGUGUGUGUGUGUGUGUGGUGUAGACAGAGAUAAGAAUAGAUGAGGGUCAUUUGUUAGUGUGUGUACAUUUUGCAUGUCCUCUGAGAAACACUAGAUUUUCUUUUGGGUACCGAGGUGAAGGUUAGUCAUGCAUUGUUUAGCUACAGUCAUACACAAGUCGGUGAAAAUCCCUAAAGAUCGUCUGAGACUGUUUCAGUAUGUAAUCAUUAUCAGAACCUUGUGAAAUGUGUUCCUAUCUUUUAUUUUAAUAUGAAAGCCUUCCUUUGUGCUCGACGCCGUCUUGGAGGUCAGACAUCCAUCUGUGUGUAACUAUUUAUUCUAGUUUUAGUUAAACGUGUCAGGUUUGUGUUUUUUUUUGUUUUGUUUUGUUUUUGUUGUUUUUUCUAUGUGCAUUGUUUUAGCUUUAAAUGGGGAAACUUUUUGUCUGAGACACUUCUGUUAGUUUUCUACAUUUUAUAAGUGUCCAUUAUGUCAACAGUGGAAAAAAUAAAAACAAAAUAGCUUGUGA